Molecule: messenger RNA, 861 nt
Organism: Paramuricea clavata
Lineage: Eukaryota; Metazoa; Cnidaria; Anthozoa; Malacalcyonacea; Plexauridae
Source: the annotation of a GenBank genome assembly
AUGAAUGUAUCGAAGGCCUUCUGGUCGUGGGUGAAGUGUUUCCUUACAGAGCGGACUCAACAUGUGAAUUUACAUGGUGUUAUAUCCUCAAGCGCCCCCUGUCCAGCUGGAGUCCCGCAAGGCUCCGUUAUUUCCCCAACACUGUUCAAUAUUUAUAUUAAUGAUUUGGAAAACACGUUAACAAACAACUUUACAAACACGCACAAGUAUGCAGACGACUGCACUCUUGAUGAGGUCGUUGCAAACGGAGCCCUUUCAAAUGUGCAGGAAUCGACUAAUCAAGUGAUGAAUUGGGCCAAUGAUAAUAAAAUGGUGGUGAAUCCCAAAAAAACUAAGGACAUGUGGAUCAGUUUUUCCCAAUCCUCUCCUGAACCCCCACCUAUACAAACGGAUGGAAUUGAAAUAGAAAGAGUAAACUCCUUCAAACUUCUCGGUGUAUGGGUGCAAAAUGAUUUAAAGUGGAAUACCCAUGUUUGUAAAACAACAAAAAGAGCAAAUAAGCUAUUAUUCCUUCUCAGAGAGUGUAGGAAAUACUUCCUACCACCCGAGAUUGGUUUAUUAACAUAUACGUCGAAGAUCCGGCCAAUACUUGAAUACGCCUCUCCAGUUUGGGGUGGAAUCCCUAAAUAUCUUGAUGUAGAAAUUGAACGUGUUCAACAAAGAAGCUUGAGAAUCCUAGGAUUGGAGACAUGCAACGAGCUGAAAAGGAUCGUGGAAGUCCCAAACAACCAAUGUAAUCGUUUCCUAUCUGGUAAUAAGAAUCACACUUACGAACUAGAAGGACUAGAGACAGCACUCCAAGACAGCUCUCAAAAACACACAGGCAUAGUACGUCUUUUAUCCCAAGGGCGUGUAGAUUAA